Molecule: messenger RNA, 2362 nt
Organism: Xenopus tropicalis (tropical clawed frog)
Lineage: Eukaryota; Metazoa; Chordata; Amphibia; Anura; Pipidae
Gene: srrm3
Product: serine/arginine repetitive matrix 3
Exons: 17
Coding region: 370-2211 (613 amino acids)
Source: RefSeq, a predicted model, not a curated record
GGCUCUCCAUUGUAGCAUCUGCUGUCCAGCACUUCAGCACUGUACGGGCUUUUCUGCCCUUAGAGGAGUCACAGCCCUUGUUAGAUGCUCACGCACUUGCUCCCUCUCCUGCUCCCUCCUCCUCCUCCUUCCAAAGCCCAAGCAGACAGCCGCCUCCCCAGCACGCAGGGCAUAUCCCAGAGCUUACACAGCACAGAGAGGAUAGCUGAGCAGCCGCACGGUGCAGCACCAGAAGCCUGUUUAAAGAUACUGAACUAUGUGCAUGAGGGCAGCAGCUGAAGGCAUGAACUGACUUUCCUAGUUUAUCAGAAAUCUGUAACUCAACUUCUGAAAGAAAACGUGGAGCAGGGAAAUAAAGGAAGACUUGCCAUGGCUUUGUGCAACAAUGGUACAAGAAUGCCUUCUCCACAGGAAGCCGCCAAUGGUUUCCCCCAACCCUGUGCUUCUGGUACUUGGCAUAACGCUGAAGAGGAAUCAAGAACAACGGAGCCCAACCUUGUGAAGAAAGCUCAUCGUGAAAUCUUGGAUCAUGAGCGAAAGAGACGCGUGGAGCUCAAGUGCAUGGAGCUACAGGAGAUGAUGGAAGAGCAGGGGUAUUCUGAAGAAGAGAUUUGUCAGAAAGUGGGAACCUUUCGCCAAAUGCUCAUGGAGAAAGAGGGAGUCCUAACCAGGGAGGAUCAACAUGGCCGCCAGAUAGUUAUUGAAAACCAUUAUAUGGUUCCUGGAGAAGAGAGUGCCACAGAGUAUUCAAUGUACGGAGAAGGUUACACCCUGGAAUGUGAUUGUCACAGUGAUUGGUAUCAGGAUGACAGCACCCACAGAGACUACAGGACAAAAAGAAGGCUAAGUAGCUCGAUGUCACCUCCACCAAAGAAGAGAAAGAAGAAGAAAUCCAGCCACAAAAGGAGCCGAUGGAAUGGUGGCUACAUCACAGUGGGAAGCUGUGAUAGUUCAUCACCGGUGCGGAAAGAGAAGAAAAAGAAGAGUAGUAAAAAGCACAAAAGGGACAGGUCAAAUUCGGGGUCAAGAAAGAAGCGAAGGCACAGAUCAAGGAGCCCCAGAAACAAAAAGAAAGAUAAAAUUAAGGACAGAAAGAGGUCUCACAGUGGGUCAACAACACGCCGAACCCACAGACACAGCAGCUGCAGUUCCCAUAGUGCAUCCCCUUCAUCUGACUAUAGUACCUCCAAGUCACCAUCCAGACAAAGUCCCAAGCACAGGCAAGAUGACCGCAAACCUUCCAGCCAGAGAUCCAGUCGUAGCGUGUCCUCCUCAUGCACUGGCCACAGUCGAUCUGCUACACCACACCAUAAUGGGCAUAAGAGUGGCAAUCACAAUGGUCACCACAGUGAAGCAAUCGGAAACCUUCUAGAGAAGCAUUUGGAUCGGUUCAGUUCAAUGUCUCCUUCAAGGAUUCAUGUAAAAGUUGAGGUGUCACCCAGCCAUUUUAAGGGCAACAACAGGCAUGACAUCAGAAGCCCAAGAUCUGUUUCAUCAAGCAAAGGUGGUAGAUGUUCAUCGGACGAUAAGCACCACCAUCGAUCCAGGUCUGCAUCAUCAGAGAGGCACCAUGGUCGAUCUAGAGCAAGAAACAGGGCACAUAAGACAUCUGCAAACUCAGGAAGCCACACUGGCUAUAGCAGUGACUCUGAGGAAUCAGUAUUAUCCCACACAGUGGGGAUGGACAAAAAUCAUGGCGCGUCCUACAAAAAGAAAAGGGUUCGACAUUGUCGUGGUAGGCAAAACAGCUGUUCUGAAUGUUCACUGAAACAUCUACGACAGAACUCAGACAGAAAGAAAAGUCCAACAAGAAGUACUGGUAAUAGAUGCAGCUCCUGGAGUUCAAGCUGCUCCCCAUCCCGUUCGAGAUCACGUGAGAAGAGGUCAGUAAGAAGCAGAUCCCGGUCUGUGUCUCAGAAGAAGACUGGCAACAGGGAAAAAGAAAGUGAUAACAGAGCACGGCAUAUUGAUACUGAGGCAACCCGGCCCCGUCGUCGCUCCAGAAGUUACUCACCAAUCCGGAAAAGACGCAGGGAUUCUCCUAGUUUUAUGGAACCCAGAAGAAUUACAAGGUUCCUUUUGAAGAUCUACUUCCAGUCAACCGCAUUACAAGUCUGCUUGGUUGUCAUGUGCCCGAAAGCGACCAAUUCCUUACUACCGUCCAAGUCCCUCUUCUUCCAGCUCUCUGAGCAGCUACUCCCACAGUCGUAGCCGAAGCAGAAGUUAUGACAGCUACAGCAGCUACAGUCGAAGCCGGACUCGGAGCCGCACCCCCAGCCACAGUCGAAGCCCCAGCUACAGAAGCAGUUCAGAGAGUGCUGGAUUUUAAGCUGCUGUACAUUUAAAUCCACCCUCGAAAUAA